Cheilinus undulatus (humphead wrasse) is the source of this 9947-nucleotide messenger RNA. It is a transcript of the gene nova2, whose product is annotated as NOVA alternative splicing regulator 2. Bases 787 to 2346 code for a protein of 519 amino acids. The transcript is spliced from 5 exons. Gene Ontology annotation, cellular component: cytoplasm; nucleus. The record is from RefSeq and is a predicted model, not a curated record. NCBI's taxonomy places the organism in Eukaryota, Metazoa, Chordata, Actinopteri, Labriformes, Labridae. Gene Ontology annotation, biological process: mRNA splicing, via spliceosome; regulation of alternative mRNA splicing, via spliceosome. Gene Ontology annotation, molecular function: mRNA binding.
ACGCCGCGCUAGGCCCUGUGACGUCAGCCGCUCCCCUGCGCUCCCUCUAGCAGCCAGUCAGAGAAGGGAUGCUCUGAACGCAAGACUGCAGCAUCUUCACCGAGAGAACGAGCAGGAAAAACCGUCUCUUUCUCCUCCAGCUCCACGUCUCCGGACCCUCCUCACCCUCCGUCACCCCUGGGUGUCUUCACCAUCGGAACAGGACAGAAAGAAUUAAUAAUAGCCUACAAAUCGGAUUUUUUUUGUAUUCAUAUUAUUAUUGCUUCAUCGAGCUGUCCGCUCUGUCUUGGGCUGAUUCGCCUCUUUGUCCCUCGCUUGUGUGUUUAGUUUUCUUUUAUUUAUUGUUCCGUCUUCGGCUGUUGCGGAGGAGCGCCACCAUCCUGCACUGCCUGACAUGAGAAGGCUCUUUUACCCUGUAACAGCGGAAUGACACACAUAUCCUAGCCCGCAUAUCAAGCUUGAUGGAAGAUUGACGCUCCGUUUGCACGUUUUUAGUAGCCUAGAUCACCCUCCAUCCGCAGAGGUUUCGGAUUUGUCCUCCUCUGAGCCGAUCGUCCAGCAGCGUCUCUUUCUUUCUCUCCCUGCGCAGCAUCUCUGUACGCACAGCGCACCACGGAGACACGCAGCUAACGUCCUCCGUCCGUAAGAAAUAAGCGUAUUUUCAGAUUCCGAAAUCGCUUUCGCCUUCUCCAAAGACUCAUCUGCACGGCUACGCUGCGUAAAAACACGGGAAAAGGGGGGAUUUAAACGCAAACGCAGCCCAAGCAUCCAAGAGCAAGCUCGAAAAUGAUGGCCGGCGGAGCAGUACAGCAAAACGGGAUUUUCUCAAAUCCUCACCAUCACAAUCAGCAACCACACAUGGAGUCCGAUCCCCCGGACUCGCGUAAAAGACCCUUGGAGACUCCCACGGAGGCCAGCAGCACCAAACGCACAAACACGGGAGUGGCCUUCCUGCAGCCCCUUUUUGAAACUGAAGGCAUUGUAUUCCCUCACCAAGAAACUGAGACUCAUGAGGAAGGCGAGUACUUCCUGAAGGUUUUGAUUCCCAGCUAUGCGGCGGGGUCGAUCAUCGGGAAGGGAGGUCAGACCAUCGUUCAGCUGCAGAAAGAGACCGGAGCCACCAUCAAGCUGUCCAAAUCCAAAGACUUCUACCCCGGAACGACAGAGCGGGUGUGCCUGAUUCAGGGGACGGUGGAGGCGCUGAACGGCGUCCAUGACUUCAUCGCUGAGAAGGUGAGGGAGAUGCCUCAGAGCACCCAGAAGACAGAGCCAGUCAGCAUCCUGCAGCCGCAGACCACCGUCAACCCAGACCGCGUCAAACAGGCCAAGCUGAUCGUUCCCAACAGUACAGCGGGGCUGAUCAUCGGUAAAGGCGGAGCUACAGUCAAGGCCGUGAUGGAGCAGUCUGGGGCGUGGGUCCAGCUAUCCCAGAAGCCCGAGGGCAUCAACCUGCAGGAACGAGUCGUCACCAUCAGCGGAGAGCCCGAGCAGAACCGCAAAGCUGUGGAGAUCAUCGUACAGAAGAUCCAGGAGGAUCCACAGAGCUCCUCAUGCCUCAACAUCUCCUACUCCAACAUCACCGGGCCUGUUGCCAACUCCAACCCUACUGGCUCUCCGUACGCCAACUCCACUGAGGUCAUGCCGGCUGCGGCAGCCGCUGCAGCAGCCACAGCUUCAUCUCUGCUGGGUCAGGCCGGUCUGGCGGGGGUUGGAGCGUUUCCGACCACCAUGUCCAGCCUCUCAGGCAACGAUCUGCUCGCCAUCACCUCCGCCCUCAACACUCUGGCCAGCUAUGGCUACAACACCAACUCCCUGGGCCUGGGCCUGAACCCCGCUGCAGCCUCAGGUGUGUUAGCGGCUGUAGCAGCUAAUGCUAACCCAGCAGCGGCGGCUGCAGCUAACUUGUUAGCAUCUUAUGCUAGCGAUGCAUCCACCAGCGCAGCUCACCCAGCAGCCAGUCUGGGAGGCUUUUCCCUGGGGUCUCUGGCUGCAGCCACAGGGGCAACAAACGGCUACUUGAGCGCCGCAUCGCCACUGGUGGCGUCAUCUCUACUGGCUACAGAGAAGCUCGCAGAAGGAGCGAAGGAAGUGGUCGAAAUCGCCGUGCCAGAAAACCUGGUGGGAGCCAUCUUGGGGAAAGGAGGAAAGACGCUAGUGGAGUACCAGGAGCUGACCGGUGCCAGGAUCCAGAUCUCCAAGAAAGGCGAGUUCAUCCCGGGAACUCGGAACAGGAAGGUGACCAUCACGGGUUCCCAGGCCGCCACACAGGCCGCACAGUACCUGAUCAGCCAGCGAAUCACCUACGAGCAGGGGGUACGCGCCACCAACCCACAGAAGGUGGGCUAAACCUGACAGCCAAUGAGAAACGAGGAGGAAAAGAGGAAAAAAGAGUGGGGGCUCGGGGGAGGAGUUUAAAAAAAAGUGAGAGUGAGAAUGGAAAAGGAGAGGAGAGCAAGAAUGUCAGAAGGAAUCGUCCUCGCCGUUUUCUUCUGCGUGUUUUCAGUAUUCUCUAUUAAAAAAAAAGUUUUUUGACGCGGAGCAAAAAUGUGCUGAGAAGACGAGGAGGGAGAGGAGCGAAUUAUCACGCUGAAAAACCAAGAAAAAAAUGUGUAACAUGUAAAUAAGUUUUAUUACUUAACGUCUUGACCUUUUGGGAUUUUUUAUUGUUUUGUUUCUUGUUUUGUUUUGUUUAGUAAAUUAAGCUGUUUGUUUGUUUGUUUGUGUAUUGUGUGGACAAAGCUGAAUGCCAUGUAGACAGGCUGACUGCCUGAGAGGCUACAGGAAGUGGGGGGAGGGAGGGAAGGGCACGGGUGCUGAGGGGAGGAGGGUUUUACUGGGUACAACCUUCCACCUCUCUAACCCAAGAGCUGCCCCCUCCCUCCCCCUGCAGCCCAAACACACCUACCGCCCUCCUGUAGGGUUUUUGUUUCUCUUCUAGAUUUGAUUUGCCCCUCAGCCCCUCAGCCCCUCGCCCCGCCUCCCCUCUAAGCCCCUCUCACUACUUCCCCCACCUUUAAACCCUAUUUUUAAGGUUUUAUAAAGCGCAAGACUGCAAACUUCAGCCUGGUGUGUGAGAGAAAAAACGCCCUAUACUCCCCCAUUAUGAUCUCACCUCUUCGCCCUCCUCUCAGAGGAGGAGGGGUGAAAUCAGGGAGAGAAUCAGCUGGGCGUUUCUUCAUUUGCAUACCCCUCCUGAAUACCCUGUGAUGUAUCCCACAAGCAGUGCAGCGCCGCAGGGGUGUCAGCGCCCCCCAUACGCAGCUCUAAUGUUUGAGAUAGAAAGCCCCGGCGCACGCUGAUGACCUCACGUAGUGCGAAACCUAGAAAACGACGAGAGUGAUACUGUGCAAGCUGCGGCAAACACGCAGGAUCUGUGGCAUUUUCUGCAGUCUGCUGUGAUAAUUCUGUUAAUGAUUUUGUCCUGAUUAUUUGGAUAGGAAUCAUCACCAUCGUCAUUAUUUAUUAAUGAGUUCACCCAUAAAAAGCUCAGUUAUUUCUUUUUUAUCUGUGAAUUCAGGUUGACAUGAAUGUAAAUGAGACUAUUUUUUGAUUUUGUUUUUAAUUUAAGUGGAUUGAAGAUGAAUAGUAAUGUCACAUAGUGUAAUAUAUGUCUUAUUUAAGUCCAGUAAGAAAGCCGCCCCAGGCAUUAAGACCAUUAGAGUGAAGGAUCACCUCAUAUAUAUAUCCAGUCAGAGAGCAGACCAGGGAACACAUGCACAUACAUGUACACUAAACACACUAUGAUGCCAUAUUUGGUGCUAGAAAAGGGAAUUCUCCAUAUCUAUGAUGCAGACUGCAGUGAGACCUCGAUUUUAGUGAGAAACUCUGUAAACCACUCACACUACAGGCUGCUGUGCAGCGUUUUAGCAGCUAUAUUAACCUGAACCCCCCUCUUAUCACGCUAAGCUAACAGUGCUAAUGCUGCAAAUAUCCCUGCUGUUCAAUAUCUGUAGUGAAGCGCCCUGUUACAGUUUGCCUAUGAUGAAAAAUUGUUACUGAAAUGAAUUGAGCUGAGCUGAGACUCACAUGAACUGCUACAGCCUGUGGUCUGCAAACCUUCACAUGAACCAGAUCAAGUUAGAGCACUUAAGAUUACUACUGAAAAAUGCAGAGGAAACACUGAAAACUUGACAAGGGAGCAUUGUUUGUCCGGGGUGCACUGCUAAAUCUGCAAACCUCGCUGGUAGAUUAUCAGGCAUAUCAGUCAGUGAGAUAAACAUCCUAGCUGAUAUCAAACAUCCGUCCGCCUGCCAUUCAGGUAAAGGGCAGACAGGAGAGAUUUCCAACAUACGUCCAGAGAGCUGAGCUGCCUCCGGCAACAGGUUCACUGCCCACUGUAGACCCAGGAGGCUGCUGAAGAUGUUUUCUUUGUUGUUAUUUUUUGUUUGUGUCGUGUAUUGUUUUUUUUUUUGUUUUUUUUACAAUCGGAGUACACUGAAUUUUUGUCUUAAUGCACUGUGAAGCGAGGAAGCGGCUCUCUUGGCCUGUGAGGUCAGGGACGUGUGCUGUAGUGAUUGGACGGCUUUUGUAUGGCAGGGAUUUUAAAAAAAAACACACAUAUAUAUGAAAUACAUGUAGAAUGCAUAUGAAGAACUUCACCAGAAAUGCACGUAUCAUUUAUGUGAAUACUGAAGGAGGAGACAGAGAGUAGGUCGAUGAAGAGGAUCAAUCAAUGAGGUCAAGAGCUGAGAUCAAUUUGAUUCUUCUUUCCUGUUGUGCUGAUAAAGUGUUGUGUAAUGAGAGGGUGGGAUGUUGGGGGAGUGUUAGGUGUCCAGAAGCAGAUUAAAGAGACUGCAACAAAUUCUAAAUUCACUUUUCUAUCGCAGCUGUGUCUUUUUCAUAAAUUGAUAAUGUACUGUACAUCCAAUGGGCCUAUCCUGGACACAAACUCCAACAGGAGUCCAAGUGUGAUGUUACCAAAAAAAGAGGAGGGGGUGCAUUUGAUUUGUUGACCUAAACAGCCUGGUGAGGGGAGGAAACUCCUCAAAGAUAAAAGAAUAAAGUCUUUGAUUCUUUCUAAACUAAUCCGACCCAAAAAUCCUCCGAAUGUGUCACUCUGUGUUGGAGCGCCAGUGAGGGUUUAUCUCCACAGCUUGGUAAGGAGGCUUCUUUACUCCCAUCUAACACCAUCCACACUCUCCUCACCCUCCCUCCCACCCGUCCUCCAGUGCACUCCCAUCCUGACACCCCCUCUCCUCCUACCACAUCGCUCCAUGGGUGACUAUGUCUGGUGUUACGAUCAAUGCAUGUCUGCUGCUUGCCCUGACAAACACCACAGAUUGAGUCUCGGUUCUUUUGGGCUCAGAGACGCUCCCGGUGCAGAAAUCAAGCACACCUGCAGAGGACAUCGUAGCUGAGGCAGCAGGGCACACUCGUAUUGUGUAGUUUAAUUUGUGACACUUUAGUGUGUAAGGCUUAUUUGGAAAACCUUGCUGCACAGACAUGAAACAUACACAUAUCGUUAGGGAAUAUUUUAGCGUUGAUGGGGUUUGACUGGAGUUCUGUUUGAUAGUUUGUGGCAGAAACCUCAGAAGACCAGAGGAAGGUAGUGUGCUUUUGUUCCACUGAUGAAAUGUACUGUGCUGUAAGCAUUUGUGCUGUAGACAUUUCCCUCUUUAUGGCUGUUAUUCUACUGCUUAUUUACCUGUUAUUCAGGAAAAAAAUUAAGGUUUUCCUGCAUUUAUCUGAUACUGUUGAUCAAAUUGAUGAUUUUGAAUUUAAGUCAUAAGAGCUUGAAAUAACAGUUUUGCGCAGCUGUCAUUGGGUCGUUUGUGCUCCUUAAGGACAUGCUUUGCAUCCUGGAAAGCCAUAAGGUGCAGAAUUGUUUAACUAGCACAGUCAGUUUGUUGUCCAAUAUGUUCAAAAAAGUGUAAUUGCAAACUUAAGCCUGGUUCACACUCUAAGACAAUGGUGCUGAUUUUCGGCCCAAUUCCGACCAAAGUCAGCUCAAUCUGGUGAUUCAAAGUGGCUCAGUUUGGAUAGUUUAACUUCCUGUGUUAGCAGACCCCUGAAUGCCCAGUAAUUUGGGCUCAUCAUAAAUAAUCCUAGCUAUCCUCCUUGCUAACACUUGACUUUGUGAGUGAUUUUUACCCCCUUUUUUCUGUUCAGAAGACGGUCUGGAGCUAUCUCAACUUGAGAUCUUAAAUAUUACAUAUGAUCAGUAUUUAUGAUCAGAAAUCCUGUUGUGUGGCAGGAUAUCAGAGCAGGCAUAAACAGGAUUAUUAUGUUGAACAAUAGCCAAUCAGGAAGCAAGGAGGAAGCACAACAAAACAACAAACACACUUGAGGCAUAUAUGGAUAUCAGAAAUACUGAAGAAAAACAACUCUUUGAUUUUUAACAACUUCUUGUUUUGUGGCGACAACAGAAGUGUUUAUUCUAAAGAAUAUUUGACCGAGUUUCUUGUGGUGUGAGGUGUGUUUAGAGUGAUUUACUCUCUGAUCUGCUCAGAGGAGCUGCUCCGACUUGAGACCAUAAUAAUUGAAUAUGGUCAGUGUUUACGAUCAAAAAUCCUGUUGUGUGGCAGGUUAUCAGAGCAGGGGUUUUUGUGGCAAUUUUGGAAGCGAGUUAAUCAAAGGAGGAAGCACAACAAACACAGCCAUGGUGAUGAUAAUAAACAUGAGGCAUGAAAUUAGAUAGAUGUCAGAAAUAGAGAAGCAACUUGUUGAUUUUUGACAACUUCUUGAUUUUUGGUGAAAUCACAACAUGCGUAGAUAACCUGUAAAACCUACUCCAAUCCAACAGAAAAAAAGAACUGCUACUGCAACUGUUUAAGCAGGUAGCUACAAGCUUGGCACAUUAAGCUUGUUUACUCCAGUGUCUUGCAAGUGAAGACUCUGAUUAUUAGUGAUUAACACUCGAACAAAACAAAACUGUUCAAUCUGUCAUUAUUUGUCACCAUGUGUAGAGUCUCUUACUCUUAGAGUGUGCCAGGCUUUACUUUGCACAGCACAGUACAUUUAGCGUGGAAUAACUGCGGUGAAAUCCCUAUUCUAGUUGCCAGCUUUGCAGACGGAUACAAGACGGAUUUCUUCAUCUCAUUUAUUCAAACUUGAGUAAGAUUUUUCCUGGUUCGUCUUCUACAAACAGCCAGUCUCUUUAGUUACCUUACUGUUAGGGGGGUUUCGAGAUAAAAUGUGACGAGUACUGGAAGCAAUACACGUAGUGGCAUGUCAUCUUGUCCUGUCCUUUAUCUUCUGUCUGCCGUAGGAGCUUUUGGAUUUAUCUGUAGAUAUUGAAUAGGUUUACACAGGUCAAGUUUUUUUAAUUUGUGGAAAAUGCUGCUAUUUAAUAAUAACUGAUGUACUAAAACUACAAGGUUAAAACAUAUCGAAACCUGUCCUUUAGCUGACGUCUCAAGUGGCAGUGUAAUACACGCUCAGUUAUAAGCUGAAGAUAAGUUAAUAAUAGUGUAAUUCUAACCUGAACAAGUUAAACCUGUGCCAAAAUAGGUCUUUAAAUGUGUUGGUUUCAACCACAUUAGAUAAGAGGAGACAUACUUUUAUAUUCAGAAAAUGUGAAAAGUGCCAAAUGAAGCAUAUUUAUAAUUUACAUAUGAAGGAAGUAGUCCAUGUGACGGUUUAUAAAACUCUGCAGACUAAUGGUGGCGUCGCCUCGGUUUGUUUCCGCCCUUUCUGCUCCUGCCACAUGACGAGGGACCGCCAUGUUAGCCAAGUGUUAGCCAGUCGGCACUAUGACUCUGGGGCUAGACAAAUCAAUAUAGUGAUAGGUUAGCAUAACAAUGCUAAAAAUGUGACUUGAUAGCAUUCUUAAAUACAGCCUUUUAUAGUUAGAAUGAAGAUGUAUUUUGUGGAAAUAGAUGUUAUCUUUUUUGCACGUCUAUAUUGCAUGAUAUCAAAGUGAAGCGUGAACAAAAAAAAAGCAAAGAAACAAAAGAAGCUAAAAAAAAUUAGGCAGUGUGUGUCAUUCAUUUUGGAGACAAAUCUUUGCAUGCCAAUAAGGGUAGAGCAUUUUGAUAUUGUUUUACACACGUUCAAAUGUUCGUUGUUUCUUCGAUAAGUCCUGGUGAACAAAAUGUUUCACUACAGAAUAAGUAUUUUGUCUUUGAGUUGUCUGAUCAUCCUCUAAGGGAUAAAACUCUCGAACAAACCUAAGAAUAUUUUGCUACUUGCUGAGUGAGCUUGUGCUAAACAUUCUCAGUUGCUGCCUAACUUUAGAGAGAAAAACAUCAGGAUUUAAUUUACAAUGAAGACUGAGAUUGUCCAUGAAUGUACUCACCUCUGCAUAAGUUUGCAUAUCACUCCUCUGACCAUGACGUGCAGUAGAGGCUUUGGUGUCUUUACGUGUCUUUUUGUAUUCUAACAUUACUAACCCUUGAUACGCUGUCUCCAGAUCUGAGUUGUGUCUGUCUUUGACCCCCCCAUGCUCACAGCUCUGGCCUGUCUUGUCCUUGAUAUGCACCUUAUUGACCUCAAAUAUGGCAUGGAGCAUCCACAGCCCUGCCUGCUCUGUUUGACGCUUGUGAGAAGAGGAAGAAAACCCCUCCUUUACCUACUAUUUCCCCCCUUAAACCCACACGCAAGUCUGUCUGGGUCUCCCUCCGGCGCCUCGCUGCAGAAUUUGGGACAGAUUGUGUUUUCACUCCGUUGAUAUGCAAUCCAAGGCUCUGAUCUCGGGGAGAGAAACAACAGCGAGCUCUGCCAGUGUUUUUUCAACAUUCUGAAUCCUGAUACCGCCCUCUCUCUCCCUUUCUGGUUUAAUUCGAUGCUUCAUUGGCUUCAGAGUCAAAGAAAAUAGUUGCCAAAGUGUUUCCACCUCCUUUUCCUUUUUAUGCAACCUCAGUAUUAUUCCAGUGUGGUCAUGUUUUGUAUCCCAUGUUGCCACAGGAAACGACCCGCUUCCUUCCUUAAAAAGAACAAAAAAAAAAGCUCCUCCUGACAUGUUUGCACUAAACGUCCUGCUGUUACUGUGCACGGCAGGCCGAGCUGAGGGGGGGUCAGUGUGCAAGACUACUGUAGAUGUGUAGCCUUACUGUAGGUGUUUCCUCAGCGGUGUAUUUCGAUGUGCAUGCUCCUCUCUUUCUCUCUUUCUUUCUCUCUCUGCUUCAAGUCGCUCCGUGCCCGUGCUGUCUGUAAAGCGGCGUAGCCGGCUAGCCAUGUUUCUUCUUCUUCUCUCCUUUAUUUUUUAUUGUUGUGAUGUGUAGAGGAAUGCAAACUUAACCCCCAAAUUCCACAUACUCCGUCUGCGCAGCGAUCCACUUGUAAAGCACAGUGUGUUGCGAAUCGCUCCAUCUCUGAUCAAUCAAAGCGAUUCCAUUGCACACGCUCCGAUCUGUUUCGGGGGCGUUCCAAGAGUUCCGCUCCACUCGAGAUAUGCACCAGUUCUAGUCAGCACAGACUGCUUCAGCAGAGCCAUCCAAACCACUGGCAAAAAAAAACAUGCAAACCAUCCGGUUAACUUCAACAUACAACACAAUGCACAGACUCCCAUUGGUAUACAUCCCUUUAUCAACAUACUACAGCACGAUGGACGGAAAAAAGUCAACUUUUGUGGUGGAAAUAACAAACAUGAAACCAUACAGCCUUUGUAGAAAACAAGCCUUUUAACUUCCUUAUGUGCUCAACCGUAGCAGAGUAAAUGAAUAAUUGUCAGUGAAGGAAUAUUCAUUCACAGAAAGGCAAAAUAAUCUGUUUACAUUCUCUUCCCACAGGAACUCAUAGUUCUGUGAUAUUGUGAUCUCGAGUCUCCAGUAAAAUGAAAACAAAACUAAUCCUUAGCCUCCAAAGUUCAGAGCAGUGGUUCUCAACUGGUGGGUUGGGACCCAAAAAGAGGCUGCUGAGCCCCAAAAUAAAUCUUUUAAAAAUUGCAUUAUGUUUACUUUUUCUGGCCCCUUUGGGUCUCAACUCUGAUAUUUAAAAAAAUUUCAAUAGAAACUCAACUAAAACCAAGAAUUUUUGCUAAACAAAAACUAAACACGAUGAACAAACCA